CUUGGCAACUCUGGGGCUCCAACAACUAUAUUGACAUUUUAACAUUACAUAAAUAGUCAAAAAGUGGUGCAAAUUGUUGAAUUUCUAUUGAACAGUUUGUAGAAUGGCGGGCUUAAUUAGGAAUCUGGGUGCCCGUGCCGCAGUCGCCGCUCUGUCGGCCAAGCAUGUGGUGCCCGCUGCAGGAUCGGCUUUCCGGAUGGCCAGCACUGCGCCCGUGGAGCCCAAGAAGGCGGAUAAGCCCACUGUCCGUCAGCCGGAUGCAGUUGCCCGCUCGCAUCUCUCAGACUUCGGGCGCUAUGUAGCCGAGUGCCUGCCCAAGUAUGUGCAGAAGGUGCAGCUGACCGCCGGCGAUGAGCUGGAGGUGCUCAUUGCCCCCGAGGGCGUAGUGCCCGUGCUGCAGUUCCUGAAGGAUCACCACCAGGCGCAGUUCACCAACCUGGUCGACAUUGCCGGCGUGGAUGUGCCCUGCCGCAAGAACCGAUUCGAGGUGGUGUACAAUCUGUUGUCGCUGCGCUACAACUCGCGCGUCCGCGUCAAGACCUACACCGAUGAGCUGACUCCGCUGGACUCCGUGUGCGAGGUGCACAAGGCGGCCAACUGGUACGAGCGUGAGAUCUGGGACAUGUACGGCGUGUUCUUCGCCAACCACCCGGACUUGCGUCGCAUCCUCACCGAUUACGGCUUCGAGGGACAUCCCCAGCGCCGCGACUUUCCGCUGUCCGGCUACGUAGAGCUGCGCUAUGAUGACGAGAAGAAACGCGUCGUAUGCGAGCCCCUGGAGUUGGCCCAGGAGUUCAGGAAGUUCGACUUGUCGGCGCCUUGGGAGCAGUUCCCCAACUUCCGCAACGCUAAUCCCCCCGCCGAGGUUGUUCCCCCACAGGCCCCUGCCAAGAAGUAAUCCCCAGUCGGUUUGUUAAAUGGUAAUUAUAUCAAUAAAACGAGAUCACUAUGA
This is a messenger RNA of Drosophila biarmipes, 952 nucleotides long. RefSeq names its product NADH dehydrogenase [ubiquinone] iron-sulfur protein 3, mitochondrial (gene ND-30). The record is from RefSeq and is a predicted model, not a curated record. Lineage: Eukaryota; Metazoa; Arthropoda; Insecta; Diptera; Drosophilidae. Gene Ontology annotation, molecular function: NADH dehydrogenase (ubiquinone) activity. The coding region runs from base 104 to 898 and encodes 264 amino acids. The transcript has 3 exons.